Messenger RNA from Eutrema salsugineum, 746 nucleotides. Its product is annotated as WEB family protein At3g51220. The coding region runs from base 81 to 686 and encodes 201 amino acids. Lineage: Eukaryota; Viridiplantae; Streptophyta; Magnoliopsida; Brassicales; Brassicaceae. The transcript is spliced from 2 exons. The record is from RefSeq and is a predicted model, not a curated record.
AUGGACCAACACCCAAAACAUUACAUGAUACAACUAAAGCAACAAAAACAUUUCUUUGAACUAACUGAACUCUGCAGUAAAUGGUGCGCGCCGAGAUCGACACCGGAGCUCCUUUUCGGUCUGUUAAAGAGGCCGUCACUCUCUUCGGCGAGAGAAUUUUCCUCGGAGAUAGUUACAUCAACAAGUCCUCAGAGAGAAACGAUGGAGAUUAUGGAGUUAGUAAUGAGGUUACUAGAAGCAAAAGCAUAGAAGCUGAGCUGGAUGAAGCAAAGGAGAGUCUGAAGAAAGCAGAAGAAGAGAACAAGGUUUUGUCUCAGCUUCUCGAGACCCUCGCACAAGAGCUUGAAACCACUAAGGAAAAGCUAAACCAAUCGCUCAGGAACUUCCAAGAACACCCUCAAGUUGAAGAUGACCUUAAAUUCAUAGAGCAAUCCACGGUUGUUGAACCGGAUAACAUAACCGAGAUCAAGAUGAACCGGUUUGAUCAAAACGAAGGGUUUGGAGAUGAUGAUGAUCGUCUGGAGAGGAGGCGUUCAGUGAAGUUUGCGAAUCCACCAUUGUUGACGAAGGUCAUCGAGAGCAAAGAGGAGAAGAAGAGCCAAGCAAUGGUGAAAAAGACGACCAAGAAAAUGAAGCCACUGGUUCCAUUGGCUGCUUGGCUCUUUGCAAGAAACCGGUCUAGUUAACCACUUCUAGCGAUCCUCGUCUCACUUUUACUCAUAUGUGUCUUACUAAUUCACUCCGUA